AUGAAAAGUGGUGAUUUUUGUUUUAGUUUACAAUUUCCGAUUUUCCCCCUUGUUGUAUAUUCCUGCAAUGAAUAUAUAUAUAUAUAUUUUUUUUUGUUGUUGCGGAUGCCUCCUUCAUCCGCGCUACAUUUUGACAUCAUGUGUCUGUGCGUCUAUGUACUCGUCUUACGCAUGCAAGAAAUUUUUUCUUUUUUCUUUUUCUUUCCCUCCUUUUGCUUAUUUUCAUUCAUUUAUUUUCAUUUUUUUCACUCUUAUCUGCGCUUGUGUGUGUGUCUGUCUCUCUUCACAGCAGUGUGUUCAUUAACUCAUCAGCUGCACUUAACUUUCGUUGCGUAUACGUCUCACUGA
Trypanosoma brucei brucei TREU927 is the source of this 348-nucleotide messenger RNA. RefSeq lists its product as hypothetical. The transcript has a single exon. Lineage: Eukaryota; Euglenozoa; Kinetoplastea; Trypanosomatida; Trypanosomatidae. The record is from RefSeq and is a predicted model, not a curated record. Bases 1 to 348 code for a protein of 115 amino acids.